This is a messenger RNA of Glossina fuscipes, 2556 nucleotides long. RefSeq names its product nuclear pore complex protein Nup88 (gene mbo). Gene Ontology annotation, cellular component: nuclear pore. NCBI's taxonomy places the organism in Eukaryota, Metazoa, Arthropoda, Insecta, Diptera, Glossinidae. The record is from RefSeq and is a predicted model, not a curated record. Gene Ontology annotation, molecular function: structural constituent of nuclear pore. Gene Ontology annotation, biological process: protein import into nucleus; ribosomal large subunit export from nucleus; mRNA export from nucleus. Bases 97 to 2289 code for a protein of 730 amino acids. The transcript has a single exon.
UGAGUUUUGAUAAAAUGAAGGAAAAUCAUCGGAAUAGUUUCUAGCAACUUGUGUUUACAGCAGAUCAAAUAAAUUAAUAAUAUAAAAUAAAUAAAAAUGUCGAGUACUGACUUUUUAGAACUUAAUCAAACGGCAAUGUUUGCUAAAAUACGUAACAGCCUGCCGGUGGAAAGACAGCAUUCACAAAAUUUGCUUGAAUCUAAAGAUGAUCUGCUAUAUGUCUGGGAUUCACAAGAAUCUUGCUUACUGGUAGUAAAUUGGCGCACGGCAAUAGCUAAAGGUCAUGAAAGCAUAAAUUAUCAAACGCUUAUCCCUUCAACACAUUUAACAUUCGAUGUAGAGCGUGUUAUAAGCUCCAACGAGGGCACUUUAAUCGCUUUAGCUGGCUCGCGUGGCAUUUGCAUAAUGGAAUUACCGUGUCGUUGGGGUGCUACGGGUCAAUUUAUGCAAGGCAAACUCCAAAUCACUUGCCGAACUUCGAAUUUGGGCACUCAUUUAUUUAACAAUAAUCCGCACUUACAAUUGCUGCAAGUGCGUUGGCAUCCAGCUUCGCCAACCGACUCACAUCUUUUAGCUUUGCUCUCGGACAACACAAUAAGGGUUUACGAUAAUGCCAGCUUACGUCAUGUUUGGCAAGUGGGUCCUUUGCCGUUAAGAAACGACACAAAUCCCAACGCUUCUAUUGUAUAUUCUUUGGAGGUAAAUGUAAUAGAUUUUGAUAUUGCACCGCCCGUCACUACAGAAACAGAUGAAAUAGGUUUUAAUGUAACUGCUGCUUCCACUUCUGUCGUUAGUACGAAGCAAAAUACUGCCAUAAUAUCAAAGACUUGUAGCAGUACUUUACUUAAUAAAACAAUUCAAAGCUCGCAGCACAAGCCGAAGAAGAUACAAUGGCCUUUAGUGAUUUUAAGAGAGAAUGGCAAUAUAUAUGUUUUAAUGGCAGGAUUGGAUACGGAAAAGCCACGUUUACAAGGUCCCUUAACGAUAACGCCAUCCUCAACUGAUAAUUAUGGAGUAGAUUAUUGUUCUCUAUUAGUUGUACCAUCUCUGCCGCCUACUUUGGUUAUAGCCGAAACUAAUGGUAAGCUUCAUCAUGCUAUGUUUUUGGAAGCUGAAGUUGCAGAAAAUUCCUUCGAUGAAGUGGACGAAAGCCUGAUUAUUCAUCCUUGUGAAUGGACAGUCCAUAUUUUGGAAACUGUAGAAUUAGAACUUGGUUUACCGAAGGAAACCACGAAUCAGGGAUAUUAUUGUCCUAUUUUUUUGAAAAGGGAUUUCAUUAACGAGUUACGUUAUUUCGCCUAUCACAAUACUGGCUUGCAUGUAGUAACAAUCAAUUUUAUAGCUGAAUUGGAAAGGUUUUUGGAAAACGAAAUUACCAGCGAUAUCAAUUCGAUUUGCGUCCCCUCCCAUGCGGAGUAUGUAGUAUGUACUAAAAUCGAUUCAGGAAAUCGUGUGAAUGCUGUUUUAGGUUUUGUCAUUAUGCAAAUGCCUAAUUGUGCCGUUUUGCUGCUUUCCAGCGGUCAAGUCCUAAGCCUGAAAUUGAUUAUAGACUUGAAGUUAUUGAGCACUCUUCCAUCGACGAAAACGAUUUCCGCGGCAAAUGCAAUAAGUGAACAACAGCAUUCCCAACUAAAUGAAUUGUUAUCUACCUCGUUUGUAGAUGACAUCCGUAGGUUAUUGAAACGUGAUGUUACUCAACCUAUAUUGUCGUUAGAUAAAUCGUCUUCGCCCACUCCUCAAGAAUGUAAUGAACUGCUCAUUCAAGCUAUUAAAAUUUUGCGAACACAAUAUUUGAAAAAACAUGAAUUGGUCAGAGCUGAAUUCAAUAAGCGUAUACUUACCUUAAAGCUGUGGAAAGAACGGCAAAAGCAAGACAUUAGUGAUUUAGAAGAAGAACGCAAUAAAAUUAGAGAUAAUGCUCAUAAGUUAGCCGAGAAAUUUGAAGAGUUACGUGAGCAACAGGAAGUUUUAACAAAAAGAUAUCAAGACUUAAUGCGACAGGCUAACACACGUUUACCUGGAAAUAAUUUGGCCCAGAAAGAGUUCGCCAAAGAAGUUGAGCGUUUAAAUGACUUUACCAAAAAAAUGUCAUCAACUUUUGAGAAAUAUAAAAAUACUAUUAAUAAACAAAAUUAUCAAAUUGCCAAAUAUCAAGAAAAUUCGAACAUGAAAACGUACGAACUACCAGAAGCACAAGAACGCACCAUUAAAGAUAUUCUAUUGCAAAUAAAUACUGAAAUCGACAGCCAAGUAAUGGAAGUGAAACGUAUUGGCAAAAUUGUCUCUUAAAAGGCUCCACUUCGUUUAAAAGAUCAUUACGUUAAACAUUAUCACAAGUUAAGCAAAUUAUUUUUGUAUUCUGUAUCAUUUAUUAAAUGCUCAGAAUUGCUCAGAAUUAAUAAACGAGGGAAUGCUCCAAAUUUUGUCAUAUAUUUGCAGAAGUCAAGUCAGUAAUGAAAACAUUAUAAUUUAGCAAAAUAAAUUGAAGCAACAAGGUAAUGUCAAUGGAAAUUUGAAACCGUGUGAAAAAUGUGGAAAACAGUGGAAUAUUUUGUU